Messenger RNA from Racocetra persica, 359 nucleotides. The record is from the annotation of a GenBank genome assembly. NCBI's taxonomy places the organism in Eukaryota, Fungi, Glomeromycota, Glomeromycetes, Diversisporales, Gigasporaceae.
AUAUCCUUGAAUACUGUUUCUACGAUUCAUGGGCAGUCCUAUUGAGUAUAAUUAAGAUGCAGAAAUUGGUUUCAUAUCGAUUAGAUGCGAUGAUUUAUAAUUGUGAAUAUGCACAGCCAUUCCGUGGUGGUAAAACAAGCAUGUUGAACUGCCUUAUAGCUAAGGAGUAUAACAAGGAACAUAAUGACAGACCGGUAUCAUACGGUAUCAAAGAUAAGAAGAAAUUUCAAGGGGCGGAGGUAAUCGACCCAAAGACCGGGUACUACAUGGAUCCUAUCUAUGUACUUGAUUUUGCAAGUUUGUACCCAUCGAUAAUGCCUCCGGUCGGAAUUAAUACUCCUAAAUCUGGUCAUAAUUAA